Molecule: messenger RNA, 1003 nt
Organism: Conger conger (European conger)
Lineage: Eukaryota; Metazoa; Chordata; Actinopteri; Anguilliformes; Congridae
Exons: 2
Coding region: 1-705 (234 amino acids)
Source: RefSeq, a predicted model, not a curated record
AUGUCCUACCGAAAGUCUGUGCCUGUGCUUUUCGACGAAGAAAUGUGUGGUAAAGGCAUGAUGUGCCAAUGGCAAAUUUACACCAGCAGACCUGCAUUUAGCGACGUGCAAAGUCUGGGGUUCAAGGAUGACUCAAGGAGAGGGAGCAACAAGCAUAGCUGGCACAAGUGUGGUGGAAAGAAACCAGGUUAUCGUGGGAAGAGGGGCAGGGCGCACGGCCACCCUUACAACAAACACGAUCGACCAGAUCCUCAGCCUCCAGGGACGCCGUCGCUCCGUCCUGUCAACAUUCAAGGCAACAUAGCGCCAGGCAUGAGAGCCCCAAGAAACACAAAUCAAUUCUUAAUGCACGAGAAAUACCAGAUGAUGCAUAUGCGAUCAGACUCAAUUGGCACAGACAGCGGCUCGGACUGCGAGAUGGACUUCGCGGACAUGGACUCUUAUCUCGGUGUGCUGGAAAACGCCAGAGGCGCUCUGAUGGACAGUCCCGAUCCACCUCUGGCACCGUCUGCCCGGUUUUGUUCGCGACAGUUGGCGAAGCACCAACAGUUUAGGUUCUUCAGCUUCGGCGAGGUGCACCAGGAGGAGAGUAUGCCGUAUUUCCCUUCAGAACACGACGUAAUGCAAAGUGAGGAUUUCAUGCAAAAAGACUUCAAUGAGUUCUGCAGUGCAAUAGCCACAGUACCGCCCUAUGCUGUUGCAUAAGGGACCACAAGAUAGCCAAGAUAACAAAACUUGGCUGUGUUUUUAUACAGACCAACGGGUGUACUUAAUGUAUUCUAGUAACAUGUCUGAUUGUUAUUUUGGCAAAUGUUACAUAUGAUUUAUUUUUUCUGUAUGUUAUUGUCUAACGGAGAACGAAAGGGUGGAGUAGGAGUUCGCCCUAACAGCCAAUCAUACUCGGGCUCGUGAAAUUAUUGACUCUGGUAAUAAUACGCCAUUGCCUAGUGCUUUCAUUGUAAAUACUGUACACAAUUUUUGAAAAUAAAUGUGACAAACUGUU